Knipowitschia caucasica is the source of this 804-nucleotide messenger RNA. Lineage: Eukaryota; Metazoa; Chordata; Actinopteri; Gobiiformes; Gobiidae. The record is from the annotation of a GenBank genome assembly.
AUGAGCGGAAGAGGAAAAGGAGGAAAAGGACUUGGGAAAGGAGGCGCCAAGCGUCACCGCAAAGUCCUCCGUGAUAACAUCCAGGGCAUCACCAAGCCCGCUAUCCGCCGUCUGGCUCGACGCGGCGGUGUGAAGCGUAUCUCCGGUCUGAUCUACGAGGAGACCCGCGGAGUGCUCAAGGUUUUCCUGGAGAACGUGAUCCGUGACGCUGUCACCUACACCGAGCACGCCAAGAGGAAGACCGUGACCGCCAUGGACGUGGUGUACGCGCUGAAGAGACAAGGCCGCACUCUAAAGAGAGAUGGAGAGAAACUCCAGCGGGGGAGGUCUGACCAAUCAAGUGAGAGGAACAGCGCAGCUGCUCUGCAUGAUGCGAGUAUAAAGAAAGCGCACGGACCGCCUCUUGACCAGUCUGUACUCAUUGAAGAAAUGCCUGAUCCAGCGAAGUCCGCGCCCAAGAAGGGCUCCAAGAAAGCCGUCACCAAGACCGCCGGCAAAGGCGGCAAGAAGAGGAGAAAGAGCAGGAAGGAGAGCUACGCCAUCUACGUCUACAAGGUGCUAAAGCAGGUUCACCCCGACACCGGCAUUUCCUCCAAGGCCAUGAGCAUCAUGAACUCCUUCGUCAACGACAUCUUCGAGCGCAUCGGAGGAGAGGCCUCCCGCCUGGCGCACUACAACAAGCGCUCCACCAUCACCUCCAGGGAGAUCCAGACUGCAGUGCGUCUGUUGCUGCCUGGAGAGCUGGCCAAGCACGCCGUGUCUGAGGGCACCAAGGCCGUGACAAAGUACACCAGCUCCAAGUAA